GGGGAAUCUCUUGUAUACAUUUACAUCUUCACUUGGCCUUAUCCAAACAGGAUUGCCCAGAACUGGAAUGUGUGAUAGGAGAUCGAGUUCCAGCUCAUACCUAGUUGUUUGGAAUUGGGUUCAAUCCCCUCUGCUAUUCUUUUCAGUUGCAACUCUUAAAGAUGGAAGAAUUCCAGAUGAAAGAAUACACGCCUCCCACAACCAAAAUUCCAUUCCGAAGCGAUAAGAAAUAUCAUGUGUUUCUUAGUUUCAGGGGAAAAGAUGUGAGGAAUACUCUGGUUGAUCGUCUCUUUGAAGCUCUCACUGCUGCAGGACUGCAUGUCUUUUUAGACAGCGAUAAAUUGGAAAAGGGAGAAAUAAUUGGGUUGAGCUUGGAAAGAGCAAUCGAGAGCAGUGCCAUUCGCAUUCCUAUAUUUUCCAGAGGCUAUGCAGAGUCCUCAUGGUGUCUGAAGGAGGCUGCGACAAUGGUGAACACCCAGGGCCUGAUCAUUCCUCUCUUUUAUGACGUGAAUCCAACUCAAGUUAGACAUCCUCAAGGGAACUCCAGUCCGUAUGAUAAGUCAUUUCAAAAACAUUAUAGCCAUUCAGAUCGAUGCCAAAGAGAAGAUAUUGAGUGGUGGAAGUAUGGGCUUCAACAAAUCUGCCCAUGUCUAAAACUGUAUGGGCAUUCCGUUCGACACCCAAGAAAAGAGAUUGACGGAUGGAAGAAUGCCCUCAAAGAGAUUUGUUCGCGUUCAGGAUGGUCCAUGGAUAUAACUGGAGGCUUCGAAGCUCAGCUAGUGAAGACGGUGGUAAAUGACGUGAUUAAGACGUUAGGCAGAGUGCCGUUAGAAGUUGCCAAGCACCCUGUUGGACUGGAAAGUGUGACUGAGGAAUAGAAACUCAACCUCAAUUCAGAGGGAGGUGUAGAAAAAUCUGGAAUAUUGGGUAUUGGUGGUAUUGGAAAAACCACACUUGCCAAGGCCCUGUUCAACCAAGUUUAUGCUCAUUUUGAAGCUGCUUCAUUUGUAUUUAAUGUCCGGGCCACUGCUGCAGACUCCAUAGGCCUAACAAAAUUGCAGAGAAAAAUCCUUAAAGAUUUAUGCUUGUAUAGUGGAAAAGUGUCCAGUGUUGAUGAGGGUAUAUCUUUGUUCAGAGAUCGCUUGGGACGAAAAAGUGUGCUUCUCAUUUUAGAUGAUGUGGAUGCUAUUGAGCAAUCAAAUGCUUUGGUUGGGGAUUGGCUGGCUCCUGGUAGUAGAGUUAUUAUUACUUCUAGAAAUAAGCACAUUCUCAGUGUUGCGGGGGUCCCAUCUGAAUGCAUCCAUGAAAUGAGUGGAUUGCACAUAAACGAAGCUCUCCAAUUAUUUAGUUGGCAUGCUUUUCUCAGAGCAUCUCCAAAUACCACUCAUGAGGAUAUGUCCAAAAGAAUAGUGGAAGCUUGUAAGGGGCAUCCUCUUUCACUAGAAGUAAUUGGAGCCUUUUUGUAUGAUAAGCAGAAUGACCGAGGUUGCUGGUUGGAAGCCUUUCACAACAUUACUCUCCACCCAGACAUUCAUGAAAGACUCAAAAUCAGUUACAGUGCUCUUCGUAAAGAGGAAAAAGAAAUAUUUCUCGACAUCGCUUGCUUCUUCAUUGGAGAACGCAAAACACAUCCCAUUGUUUUCUGGAAAUCUUUGUACAAGAUGGUAUUCACAGCUAUAUCUAAUCUUUCUCUGAAGAUGCUGAUAAAGAUUGACGACAAAGGUGUAUUUGAUAUGCAUGACCAUUUGCGGGAUAUGGGGCGAACCAUUGCUGAAAAUGAGGGUACUCGGCUAUGGGAUGCAGUUCAUUUAAGCAGGGGAGUAUCCAAUAACAUCAAUUUCUCUCGCCUUCGACUGAAUGGAGGUAAUUCGCAAAGGCUUGAAACGUUGUUCAGACCUGGUCUUCAAUUUCUUCACUUGAAGAAUCUGCUCAUUGAUGGCAUCACAGAAGACACGCCAACCAUGUUUCCUUCAAGCUUGAUAUGGUUAAGGUUGGAAAAGUGUAGGUUUGCAAUACAUCAGCCAUUUCGCUUCAGUCAUGUGGGGAACAUUUUGCAAUUGCGGCUAAUGCAAGUACACCUUGAUAUUUCCAACUUCUUCCAACAUUCACUUUCUGACAUUCUUGGCAAACUGUCACAGCUGCAGCAUUUAGAUUUGAGUAGAAGUACAAAUUUAACCAAGCUCUCUGCUACUAUUGGCAACUUAUCACAGCUGCAUCAUUUAAAUUUGAGAUUGUGUACAAAAUUAAAUAACCUCUCUGAGGCCAUUGGCAAACUAUCGCAGCUGCAGCAUUUAGAUUUGAGUGGGUGUGCAUAUUUAAAUAAUCUCCCUGAUACCAUUGGUAAUUUAUCACAACUGCAGCAUUUAGACUUGAGUGGGUGUGAUUAUUUAAACCCCCCUGAUACCAUUGGCGAUCUAUCAGAUUUGCAUCAUUUAUAUUUGAGUGGAUGUGAAUAUUUAAAGAACCUUCCUAAUACCUUUGGCAACCUAUCACAACUGCAGCAUUUAGAUUUGAGUGGGUGUGUAUAUUUAAAUAACCUUCCUGAUACCAUUGGCAACCUAUCACAGCUGCAACAUUUAGACUUGAGUGGUUGUGAAUAUUUAAAUAGCCUCCCUGAUACCAUUGGCAACCUAUCACAGCUGCAGCAUUUAGACUUGAUUAGUUGUACAAAAUUAAAUAGCCUUCCUCAUACCAUUGGCAAUCUAUUGGAGCUCCAACAUUUGGACUUGAGUAGAUGUACAAAUUUAAGUAACCUCCCUCAUACCAUUGGAAAUGUAUCACAAUUGCAGCAUUUAAACUUAAGUAGGUGUACAAAAUUGAAUCACCUCCCCGAUAUUAUUGGCAAUCUAUCACAAUUGCAACAUUUAGACUUGAAUAUGUGUAGGAAAUUAAAUAACAUGCCUGAUACCAUUGGCAACCUAUCACAGCUGCAUCAUUUAGACUUGAAUGGGUGUGAACAUUUGAAUAACCUUCCUGAUACCAUUGGUAACCUAUCACAGUUGCCUCAUUUAGACUUGACAUGGUGUAUAAAAUUAAUUGAUCUCCCUGAUACUAUCGGCGGCCUAACACUGCUACAACAUCUAGACUUGAAUCAGUGUAGAAAUUUAAAUAACCUUCCUGAUAGCAUUGGCAACCUAUCACAGCUACGACAUUUAGACUUGAGAGGAUGUAGGAAGUUAAAUAAUCUCCCUAAUACCAUUGGAAAUCUAUCAAAGCUGCAGCAUUUAUAUUUGAUUGGGUGUACAAAUUUAAAUAACCUCCCUGAUGCCAUUGGUAAUCUACUACAACUGCAAUAUUUAAAUUUGACUUGGUGUACAAAUUUAAAUAACAUCCCCCAUACCAUUGGUAACCUUUCACAACUGCAACAUUUAAACUUAGGUUAUUGUGAAAAAUUAAAUGACCUUCCUGAUAGCAUUGGCAACUUAUCACAGCUGCAACAUUUAGACUUGAGUUGGUGUACAAAAUUAGCCAACCUUCCUUCCACCAUUCACAACCUUCACAGCUGCAAUUAUUCUUUGGAUGGUGUACAAAAUAAUAUAAGAAAUGCCCUUGCAUCGGGCGUAUGAAUUCAGUAUGGAUUGGCGAAAAAGAUCUGUAGCUGUGCAGGGCCAACAGUGAACAAGAACGAAUGACUUAUUCUUCCUGGCACUGGUGGGAAAGAGAGAUUGAAGGUUUUGAAGUUGGGAGAUUAAACUCCUCCAGUUUUUUUGAUGAUCAAUGAUUACUGAAAUUUCUGCAGAUUAACACUUCAUCGAUGAAAGCUUUGCUUUCCUUGUAAUGGGCUGUAUAUGCACUGCAUGCAUAUAUUAUUUGGAAUUGUGUGGCUGCUAGUGCAUAUGAUAUAACGGGAAGUGGUUUAAUCAAGUCUUGAAGUUGGCCAAAUAAUUUUAUUGCAGAUUGGUGUCGAAAUUGGUUCUUCAUUACGAAUAGCUGGGAGACUUGCUUGUCAGAAGCAGACACAAGUGGCAUCAACCCUAUUCUAUGGCAUCAACCCUGUUCUAUGCAUGUUCUUCUAGCUCCAAUCGGGCCUUCUCUCUCCACGGUUGCUGCAUUUAUUGGAGACAUUGCGAGUCUAACGACAACAAAAUGUAAAAAUGAAAUUUGAUUGGAUGAAAAUAGCAGGGACUAUAUAGAAACAGACCAUUCCACAAGAUUGUCAGCAAAACUUUUUAAAAAAUCAUGUUUGAGAAACCAGUGAAGCGUCAAAGGACCUCUUUGACCUCUUUGAGAAAUUAUUUCUCUCGCUGGGAAUAAUGAUAAGUUUGACAAGAUCAUUUCUAGCUCUUAAAUAUUCUGCAACUUUGCAUCAAUUGUCUUUAUGAAGCCCGAAUUUGCAGGUUGAGAUGACUGGAUUGCAUGCAUUGAGAAUGAUACUGCAAAGAGCUGCUGAGAAGAGUCCCUAGAGUAACAACUGCAUGCUAUCAAGUAUUGUCACGGGGGAGCAUGCUUCUGACGUUUUCUCUUUAAUACACAUUUUAGCACAGAAAUUUCGGACAAAUGAGCCAGUGAAUCCGAAACAAGAUGUCCUCAGUUUGCUUUUAUAAACAAUAAUUAUGUCUGCCUCGAAGAUGCUGAAGAUAAUUCACAGGAUAUUGACCACGUCAACUUUGGCAACUACUCUGCCUGCUCCAAAACAGCAACUAGGGUUACUUUUUAUUAUUAUGUUAAUAAAAAAAUGUAGCAAGAAAAGGCUGGAAACAUCAUAUUAUUUAAAAAAAAUCUUUGUUGUAUAAGAAAAUCUAUUCACUUCUGUUCAGUUAUUUUAUUUUUCUAUGCAUUUUGGAGCUUUAUUUUUCAA
This is a messenger RNA of Cryptomeria japonica (Japanese cedar), 4798 nucleotides long. RefSeq names its product disease resistance protein RUN1. Gene Ontology annotation, molecular function: ADP binding; protein binding. The record is from RefSeq and is a predicted model, not a curated record. NCBI's taxonomy places the organism in Eukaryota, Viridiplantae, Streptophyta, Pinopsida, Cupressales, Cupressaceae. The transcript has 10 exons. Gene Ontology annotation, biological process: signal transduction; defense response to fungus.